UGCCGCUCUGCACCACCAACCGAACGAGUAUGGCCGACGUGACCGUGAACGCGACGCUCCUGGGCUUGCUUCCCGCUGCCUCCUUCGAGAAACUGCAUGCCCUCAAGGGACUCGGAGUGUGCAUUCGAUGCAUCUUGCGGUAUGCGGCGAUUUCAGACCACGAACUCUACAGCCUCGACACUGCUGUGUUGAACCGCACGUGGGAUGCCUUUGUGGCUGCACACGGAGGAUCGGCCGUUCCCACAGGAUCGGCAGGUGUGUGUACGUGUUGCUUGGAUGUGUUUGAAGGCGCGCUUGGCGCUGCCGGUCGCGCCGAUCUCAUCGCCAAGUCGAAAGACAGUGGCUACGCGACGUCGACGUUUAUGAUUGCGAUUCAAAUCCCCAGCGCGACGUUGAUUCGUCAACAUGCACUCAACCACGUCGUCCAGAUCACGACGGUUCCCAUCGACCUCAAAGAAGUCCUCAAGUGGUGCUUGACGCCGCUUCUCGCGGCUGCUUUAAACCAUGCCGCGUAUGUCGCCACUAGCGACAUCAGCAUCCAUCUCCAUUUUCACCAUGAACUGUCGGAACAAGAGGCCAUGCAACUGCCCACGAUCCGCGACACGAUUGUGCAAAAUAAGAAGCGAAAGCUAGACAUCGACGCGUUUGGCGCUGUGACCCGCGCGUUGCAAACCGCCCUCCUCCACGCGUCCAACUUGCCAUCGACGUUGACGAGCCCUCCAACGGUCGCAGCGUCCCCGUGCACGUUGACGUACACGAUUGAGCGCGCGCCAACUUACUUGGCGGGUCGGUACUUGAAAUUCCAGCGCGGAUUGAGCCAAACCCCGUGGGUGCUCGAAGGCGAGCGGUUGGGCGAGUCGUCUGUGGAAGAAGCGAUUGGGGACAUUGUGCUGCCUCAUUUUCAAGCCAAGUCAUACAAGUUCCACACGGCGGGCCGCGAAGACGUGGACGUCCGGAUGCUUGGCAACGGCCGUCCGUUCAUUUUGGAACUAAUUGAUUCCAAGGUAGCGUCGCUAGCGUCGGCUGCGCAUUACGAGAGGAUACAAGCCGAAGUCAACUUGAAAAAUGUCGACCGCGUUGAAAUUCGACAGUUUCAACUCACGGACAAGAAAGGGUUUACGGUGCUCCAAGCUGGCGCCGAUUCGAAGCGUAAAACGUACUGCUGUGUCGUGUGGGUCGCAGACAAGUUGACUCGGGAACACGUGGCGAGAUUGAAUGGCAUUUCCGACUUGGCAGUCGCGCAAAAGACGCCGGUGUGAGAAAUGUCACUAAAGCGAGGGAUUUAUAAUGAAUAGUGCGAGUACUCCACCGCCGCACGUUGUUGACGCGGUCGAAAGUGAUUCACAGCGCCCAUGUGACAGUGUUAAAUGACCAUUACAUGCUGCUUCGACUCACCACGUCGGCGGGGACGUACGUCAAGGAGUUUAUCCACGGUGACCUUGGACGCACAUUGCCCAAUGUGUCGACAUUGCUGGGAUGCGAUGCCGACAUUUUGCAGUUGGACGUGGAAGAUCUGCUCGAGUAGAAGGCGCAAAACGAACGACAUCGUUCGUGGUCGCGUAAUAUAAUAUACUACACUGUAAUUCGCGGCCAAA
Messenger RNA from Aphanomyces astaci, 1595 nucleotides. Its product is annotated as tRNA pseudouridine(54/55) synthase, variant. The transcript is spliced from 13 exons. NCBI's taxonomy places the organism in Eukaryota, Oomycota, Saprolegniomycetes, Saprolegniales, Verrucalvaceae. The record is from RefSeq and is a predicted model, not a curated record. Gene Ontology annotation, biological process: tRNA pseudouridine synthesis. Bases 30 to 1259 code for a protein of 409 amino acids. Gene Ontology annotation, molecular function: RNA binding; pseudouridine synthase activity.